UUUCUGAAGUCGCUUCGAUUUCUUAAAAACGAGAUGUUAUUCACGAUCGAGAGAUACGUGAUUCGCGCGAGUGCACGGUAUUUACAACGAUGUUUCUCGAACAGUGUUGACGUUUCGGCACGAGAAUUCGUUCUGCAACCCAACGAGAGUCCUACGUCGAUACGUGCCGGAGCCCAGAAGUCUCUAAAAAUUGCCUUCCUAGGCGUACCAAACGUUGGAAAAAGCAAAAUUGUUAACCAACUUAUCAAGCAAUCGGUAUGCCCUGUGUCUUGCAAGGCGCACACCACACAAGCUAAAGCGCAUGCAAUAUAUUGUGAAGGUGAUACUCAGCUGAUAUUCCUGGACACCCCCGGCAUGGUCUCCACGAAAGAGUCUAAAAAAUUCAAGUUAGCCAGUAGCUUCAAAACAGAUCCAAAGACUUCCUUGCAAGCGGCAGAUAUUGUGGGAAUUGUGCAGGACGCAGAGAAUGUAUAUACCAGGCACAAGAUUGAUACAAACAUAUUAGAACUCUUGAUGGAUGAUAUAAGAAGCAAGAUUCCUAUAAUUCUGGUCAUUAACAAAGUAGACAGACUAAAGAAAAAGGAAAUAUUACUCGAUUUGAUACACACUCUGACCAAGAGCAAAAAAUCUCCAGAUUUCUAUGACAUAUUUAUGAUAUCCGCCUUGACUGGGGAUGGCAUUAACGAUUUGAGGACUUAUUUGUUAGACACGGCUAAGCCACGAGCCUGGGAGUACGAAGGGCAUGUUUACAGCGAUAAUACGUGCGAGGAUGUAAUACGACAGACGGUGCGGGCAAAGUUCAUGGAUAUUCUGCCGAACGAGGUUCCAUAUCGUUUACAGGUGAAGUUGGAACACUUUGAUCCAGCACCCGACGAUAGUAUCAAGGCACUGGUGUCCGUCACGUGUCCAAACAAGCGAAUUGCUCGUCUACUAACGCGCGGCAACAAUAACAGAAUAGGUCAGACCGCCGUUAUAGCAGAGGAAGCACUGCGGCACGCUUUUCGAACGUCGGUGAGAUUGAAGAUAAGCGUGCAAUCUCCAUCGUGAUUCGGCUUGUAUUUGUUAUUUGUAAAAUAAAGUUGAAUAUCGCUUAAUCUCGCAUUUAUAAAGUUAAAUGUUUGCGAUAAGAUUAAUUUUUUAAUACAAACCGAAACCAAAAGUCAAGCGCCGAUUUAAAAAUAUAUUUCUACAUUGCGUUACCUAACAACUAUAUAGACUCCUAUUUAUACUAUACCGCUUGUUAUUUAAUUAUAUAUUUAAUUCUAAUACUAUGCCGUUUUUUUAGAAUAUAUUUUGUUGG
Messenger RNA from Temnothorax curvispinosus, 1300 nucleotides. Its product is annotated as GTPase Era, mitochondrial-like. Gene Ontology annotation, biological process: ribosomal small subunit assembly. The transcript has 3 exons. Gene Ontology annotation, molecular function: rRNA binding; GTP binding; ribosomal small subunit binding. The record is from RefSeq and is a predicted model, not a curated record. Lineage: Eukaryota; Metazoa; Arthropoda; Insecta; Hymenoptera; Formicidae. Bases 34 to 1047 code for a protein of 337 amino acids. Gene Ontology annotation, cellular component: mitochondrial matrix.